Messenger RNA from Heterocephalus glaber (naked mole-rat), 2407 nucleotides. It is a transcript of the gene Rasd2, whose product is annotated as RASD family member 2. The record is from RefSeq and is a predicted model, not a curated record. NCBI's taxonomy places the organism in Eukaryota, Metazoa, Chordata, Mammalia, Rodentia, Bathyergidae. Gene Ontology annotation, molecular function: GTP binding; GTPase activity; G-protein beta-subunit binding. Gene Ontology annotation, biological process: signal transduction.
UUCCCAGGAUGGCUCCGUGCUCAGCGCGGGGCUCUGCCUUGUCCCUCCCCAGGAGGUGACAGGAAUGUCAUCCAGGGCGGGGAGGUGGGAGCCCAGGAUCCAAGCCUCCCGUGGCCUCUGAGACAGAGCUGCCUUCGCAGGACCUCAUCCUGCACCUCAGGCAGCCCCAUGACGGCUGAGAGGAAGGCUAUCAAAGCCGCGUGCCAUGAUGAAGACACUGUCCAGUGGGAACUGUGCGCUGAGUGUUCCCGCCAAGAACUCCUACCGCAUGGUGGUGCUGGGUGCCUCUCGUGUGGGCAAGAGUGCCAUCGUCUCCCGCUUCCUCAAUGGCCGCUUCGAGGACCAGUACACGCCCACCAUCGAGGACUUCCACCGGAAGGUGUACAACAUCCACGGGGACAUGUACCAGCUGGACAUCCUAGACACCUCGGGCAACCACCCGUUCCCCGCCAUGCGCCGGCUGUCCAUCCUCACAGGCGACGUCUUCAUCCUGGUGUUCAGCCUGGAUAGCCGUGAGUCCUUUGAUGAGGCCAAGCGGCUGCAGAAGCAGAUCCUGGAGGUCAAGUCCUGUCUGAAGAACAGGACCAAGGAGGCGGCGGAACUGCCGAUGGUGAUCUGUGGCAACAAGAGUGACCGCGGGGAGCUCUGCCGCCAGGUGCCCAGCACCGAGGCCGAGCUGCUAGUGUCUGGCGACGAGCACUGUGCCUACUUUGAGGUGUCGGCCAAGAAGAACACCAACGUGGAUGAGAUGUUCUACGUGCUCUUCAGCAUGGCCAAGCUGCCGCACGAGAUGAGCCCUGCGCUGCACCGCAAGAUCUCCGUGCAGUACGGCGACGCCUUCCAUGCCCGGCCCUUGUGCGCACGGCGUGGCAAGGACGUGGAUGCCUACGGCAUGGUCUCACCCUUCGCCCGGCGGCCCAGCGUCAACAGCGACCUCAAGUACAUCAAGGCCAAGGUCCUGAGAGAGGGCCAGGCCCGAGAGAGGGACAAGUGCACCGUGCAGUGAGCAGGGCACGUGGGGGUGCGGGGGCUUAGGCAAGGGCUCAGGGAGGCGGCUGAGGGUCCCGCUGCCCACAUCCCUCGCCAGGAGUCCGGUCUGGACCCUUGGCACAGGCGUGAGGUCCCUUGAGGCACUGAGCUCUGCGCAUUCUCCUCCUGCCCUCCCGUCCCCCAGUCCUCUCUCCCCUGCUGCCCCUGCCUGUCUUCCCCGGGGAGGGCACGUCUCUGGACACAGGCAGUGGGGAGAGCAGGGACCAGGUUGGUGGUGCGUUCUGUCAGCAGCAAAGCCUUUGGAGCAGGUCACCGGGCAGAGGUUGCCAGCACUCUUGCGGGUCGGGGUGGCGUGGUGGGUGCAUCUGGGGACCCUGCCCCGCCCUGCAGAGCUGGCCCUGGCCUUCGGUUCAUCCAUCCAGUGGGCUGAGGGAGCCUGUGGUCUGCCUGCUCCUUGGCCCUGCCAGUCCUGUAGCUCCUCAGCCUUCCCCAGGUUCCUCUACCCAACAGCGGCACCAGGUGUUUGCUGCUGUGCCUUGUCCCGAGGGCAGUGGCCCAACCUGGCCAGGUCCCCGUGGUGCAGACCCAGCGUCUCAGCCAGGGACUGCUCCCUUCCACCCAGGCAGCAAAGUGCCUCCUCCCCCAGCUGUCUGCUAUGGAUCAGGCUCUGCUCUGAGCCCACAUGGUCCCUGCAGCUGGUGCAGGGCAGAGCUCCACCAGAGCCAGGCUGGCCUUCUGGUGCCCAUCCUCAUGCACUUACUGAGCACCUACUGGGUGCUGUGUGCACCGUGUGCUGGGGUGAGGGCACACCCUCUCCACCAUGACUGCACACAUCUGUUGGGAGGAAGAGCAGCAGUGGCUGGGCUGUGGCCAGGGCAGGUGGCACCAUGUGCCCAGCCUGGAGGCGCUGUGCCUGUAGCCCAUGUCAGACCAAAGGCCCAUGUCAUCAGUCUUGUCAGAGAACCUUCAAGAUGCUGAGCUUUAGGGUCUUGAGAAGCCGCAGUGUCAUCUUGAGAAUUUCUGAGGCCCAGAGAGCUGCCCACCAGCCUGGCUUCCCUGGGGGCUGUGAGGGCACAGCAGGGUGGCUGUGGCCCGGGGACACUCACAGGGGCGCCCCUUUCCUGGCUCCCUGCGCCCCGGCCCCUGCCCAAGUGGUUGUAAGGCUCUUGUGACCCCAUGUACACACAAGGACACAGCGACCACCUGGCCCAGCUGGCUCCCCAUGCUCAGGCCCUGCCUGCCGCUCAACACCCCAGCUCCCAAGAUCCCGCUUCAGUCCCCACCUGGUCCACUCCCUGUGUGGUCCCUUGGAGCAGGCCAGGAACUGUGUCCAGACAGGUGGUGGCCCGGCCCUCCCUGCCCUUCACCCAGCACCCUGACUUCUGUAUACAUCCAUUAAAGUGGGUUUGUUAAUGCA